Molecule: messenger RNA, 3978 nt
Organism: Besnoitia besnoiti
Lineage: Eukaryota; Apicomplexa; Conoidasida; Eucoccidiorida; Sarcocystidae
Product: peptidase M16 inactive domain-containing protein
Exons: 13
Coding region: 1-3978 (1325 amino acids)
Biological process (GO): protein processing
Molecular function (GO): metal ion binding
Source: RefSeq, a predicted model, not a curated record
AUGACGAUCUCCGGCGCGAGCUCCCCGCUCUUGUCUUCUCCCUCUUCCUCACCACCUGGCGCUCGGCUCGCGCUUCCCGCGGCCCGCGGAGUCUGCCUCAAGAGCUUUCUGGAGCGCCGGGUCGGCACCAUCUCUUCGCUGUUUUCUUCGUCUCCGCUGCACGCGGCGGCUGCAAUCACGGUGGUCGCCGCGGUCGCCAGCCACGCGCCGUCUUUGGCGCCGCUCUUGGCGUCUCUCUGCGUGCCGUCUGCCCCCGCGUCUGCUGUCUCGCUGGCGAUACCCUCGCCGCAGGCGCAGAUCGCUUCCUUCGUGGUGAGCAACGGCGGGUUCGCCUCUGAGCGGAACGGCGCGCGGUCGCGCGCGGUGGCGUCGAGUUCCGCCUUUUCGACUUGCGAGCCAGGAUUUGCCUCCCAGUAUCUCUUCUCUUCGCCGCUGCAGCCCGACUCCUGCCGGCCGGUCUUCUCGUCCUCCUACCCACACGCGUGGCCUGUGCGCCCGUUUUCUGUCAUGCCUGCCGCUGCAAUUACGCCGCCCGGCUCGCCUGCUGCGGCGCCUUCUGGGAUCGCGAGCGAGCCCACUGGCGCCGCGUCCACGAGCGGCAAGUCUCUUUUCGCGUCGAAGCCGCCAGUCUCUCACCCGGCGUUCGACGUCUUGUCUCAAGAGGUCGUGCCGGAGCUGCAGCUCGAGGCCACGCAGUACAUCCACCGACAGACUGGGGCACGCGUCAUGAGCAUUCGCGUCCCUGAGAAAGAGAAGGAGAAGGUGUUCUGCAUCUGCCUGCGAACGCCCGUCUCGGACUCGACAGGCGUGCCGCACAUCCUGGAGCACAGCGUGCUGUGUGGAAGCAAGAAGUAUCCGCUCAAAGAGCCCUUUGCGGACCUUAUCAAAGGCAGCUUGUACUCCUUUUUGAACGCGUUCACAUAUCCUGACCGCACCUGCUACCCCGUGUCGUCUGUCAACGACAAGGACUUUUACAACCUCGCGGGCGUCUACAUUGAUGCGGUGUUCCAGCCGCGGGCGGUGCACGACCCCACGGUUCUGUCUCAGGAGGGCUGGCGCCUCGAGGCGACAGAAGCGACGAGCGGGAAGACCCCGCAGGCUGAAACGGCUGACCAGAUCCGCCUGCGUGGAGACGAGGGCGAGGAAUUUGCCGACACGGCGGCGCAGUCGAAAACCGAUCUCAAGUAUCAAGGCGUCGUUCUGAAUGAGAUGAAGGGAGUCUAUUCCUCGCCGCUCGAGCGUCUGGAAAGAACGCGCAUGGAAGCCCUCUUCCCUGACAUCGCGACGUACCGCUGCGACAGUGGGGGGAACCCCGAGCAGAUCAAAACGCUCACCUUCAGCCAGUUUACCGCGUUUUACCACCGGCUGUACCACCCGUCCAACGCAAAGAUCUUCUUCUGGGGGUCGGACGAUGUGAUGCGCCGACUGGACUUCGUGGACGAGAAUCUUCGAGACCUCGACGAGACGAAAAACCGCGACCCAAGCAUCGAAGCCUCCACCGCCAUUCCUACGCAACCCCCGCUCCCAGGGCCAGUGCGCGUGCAGCAGACGUAUCCAGCGCCAAAGGAACAGCUCGAAGACAUCGUCAGCGUGAGCUGGGUGCUUGACCCGGCGAACUUCGCCACACUCUCCACGACCGAGCGACUCGCGCUCGGCGUCCUGAGCCACCUGCUGGUGGGCACCAGCGCGGGCCCCCUCUACCGCGCCCUGAUGGAGAGCAACCUCGGAAAAGAAGUUGUCGGCGGCAUCGACGACGACCUAAAGCACGUGGUCUUCUCUGCAGGACUCAAAGGCGAGGCUCGGGACGCGCAGGAGUCUGAGCCGAUAGCUGAGCGAGUUGAGAAAAUUAUUUUGGAGUGUCUGCAGAAGCACGCCGCAGAGGGCUUCAAAGAGGACGCUGUGGAGGCGUCCGUCAAUAGCGUCGAGUUCCAGCUCCGCGAGUUCAACACCGGCACCUUCCCGCGGGGCCUGGCGGUCAUCCUGCAAAUGAUGAGCGACUGGACGCAAGACCGAGAUCCUCUGGGCUCGCUGCGCUUCGAGGCGCCGUUGGAAGAGUUGAAGAAGCAACUGAAGGCCGGAGAACCCGUCUUCGAGAGGUUGCUAUACCGACACUUUGUGAGCAACUCGCACCGCGCGACGGUCCACAUGAAGGCAGAUCCAGACGAGGAGACGCGGCGGGAGCAACAAGAGGAGGAGGAGAUUCAGAGGAUUCGGGCGACUAUGUCGAAGGAUGAAAUUGAAGACCUCAAGCGGCAGACAAAAGACCUGAAGGCGAAACAGAUGGCAGAAGACCCUCCAGAGGCAGUGGCAACUCUCCCGACGCUUACGCGCAAAGAUGUUGACAAGGAGGACGCGGAGAUCCCGACCAUCAUUCGUCCAUACCUCGGCGGCCGCGCCUCCCUCCUGCUUCAUCCGCUCCCCACCGCAGGCAUCCUCUACGCGGACUGGGCUUUUCCACUCCACGACUUGACUCUUGAUGAGUUGAGAUAUCUUUCACUCUUUGCGCGAUUUCUCACAGAGGCAGGCACCUCGACCAAGAGCGAAACGGCUCUCGUGCACCACAUCGGCAGAUACACCGGAGGAAUCGCCUCACUCUCGGACAUUCGAACGAUUGGAGCGCGCGGAGACCGCAUUGCAGAUCCGUACGACGCUGUCGGGUACUUCGUUGUGAAAGGGAAGGCGGUUAGGACGCGCAUUCCCGAGCUGUUUGCUACGAUGGCCGAAGUCUUGACUGACUGCAACUUGGGAAAUGCUCGGCGAGGAAAAGAGAUUUUGAAGGAGAUGGUGGCGGCUACUGAGAGCAUGUUCCUACAUUCCGGUCACUUGAUAGGCUCUCUGCGGAUCGGCGCGACAUUGACAGCAGCAGGCUACGUUGCGGAGCAAAGGGCAGGGUACUCGUACCUUCAGUUUGUCAAGGAGCUGAGGGCGCAGGCAGAGACCGACUGGGCUCCCAUUGAGGCGAAGCUGCGCGGCAUCCGAGAGAAGCUGCGUCGUGCAAAAACGGAGCAGAUCCUUGUGAACUUGACUGCGGACGAAGCGACACUUGAGGCAGCGACCUCGAUGGAGCAACCGGGCGGGGAGGCUCUGCACGCUGCGCUCAGCAGCGUCAGGCUGUCUGGGCCUGAUAACGGUGUCUUUGCGCCUGUGCUGGAUGGGAAACACCCUGUGAAACCAUGCACGUGGGCCUUGGAAAUGAAAGAAAGAAACAGUCUGCUCAACGUGGUGGAGGAAGGAAAGCUCGGAGAAGGAUUCGUCGUGCCCACUCAAGUCAACUACGUGUGCCUGGGAGGGCGUCUUUUCGACACUGGCGAGCCGUUCCGCGGCGAAUAUUCCGUUGCGACGCGUGCGCUGUCCACGGGGUAUCUAUGGGAUAACGUUCGCGUGGUUGGGGGCGCGUACGGUAGCAGCUUCCGCUCGGACUCCAGUGGCACUUUCCUCUUUGCCUCGUACCGCGACCCGCAGUUGGCAGCAACACUGGAGAGAUACAGAGGGGCAGCGGAGGGCUUGCGUCAGUUCGCGAAAGACGUCGACGAGCGCGGCUUGGAUCGGGCAGUCUUGGGGGUCAUCCGAGAUCUUGACCAGCCCCUCCCGAAUGACCAGAAGGGCUACACAGCGUUGUGGCAGACCGUCGCAGGGAGGACGAAAGAAGAUCGACGCAGACACAGAAAACAGGUUCUAGAAACGACGGUGGACGCCAUCAGCAGCUUUGCCGACAGACUGGGACAGCAGCUGGAAAAUGGAGGCGAAGGCGAAGUUGCUCGAAAGCGAGAACUGGAAGAGUAUGAGCUCGAGAGGGAGAGAAUCGCGUCUUCCGCCUUGGCGUCCGGAGACGAAGCAGGCAAGGACGCUUCGGAGAAGAGACGCCUCGUUUCCGUGGUGGUAGGGAGCAAACGGGCUUUCGAGGAGGCCUCGCGCCAAGACCCGUCGGUCGCUUAUAACCUCAAAACUGUUAUGGGGCGUGGGACCAACGAGUUAUAG